Molecule: messenger RNA, 1527 nt
Organism: Helobdella robusta
Lineage: Eukaryota; Metazoa; Annelida; Clitellata; Rhynchobdellida; Glossiphoniidae
Exons: 6
Coding region: 1-1527 (508 amino acids)
Biological process (GO): positive regulation of DNA-templated transcription
Cellular component (GO): chromatin; nucleoplasm
Molecular function (GO): ubiquitin-protein transferase activity; zinc ion binding
Source: RefSeq, a predicted model, not a curated record
AUGUCCAUUCAACUACCAGUAUUCAACUUUGAUGGUGACUCAAUAUAUGAAUAUACGAGAUGCUCCAUAUGUAACGGCCAAUUAAAUGAUCCGAGACAAUUACCUUGCUUGCAUACAUUCUGUUAUGACUGUCUAGAAGAUUACACCAACAUCGACUAUCAAAAUAAUGAAUUCGUAACAGAUUUCAGCAAUAACAACUCUUUGUUUGAGUCAAUUUUACUGAAAACAUCAAAUUUUGUCAAUCACAGUUUUGGUGGUGCUCAUUCAAACAACAAGAAUAGCAGAUUGCUGGAUUUUCAGUGUCCAACAUGUCAUAAGAAGAUAAGCAUUCAGCCAGGUGGUUUGCCCCAGUUGCCACGAAAUAUUUUUUUGGAGAAACUUAUUAAAGUUCACGAUCCGUCUGAUAAAAAGGAAAAGCAUUCCAACGUAGUUUGCCAAAUUUGCAAAGGAAUAAAUUUUUGUGGGGGAACUAAAUCUGAUGCGUUCGCAGUUAAAUUUUGCUCCGACUGCAAGCAACAUUUGUGUCACAGAUGUGUUGAAUAUCACCGUUUGCUGAACACUACAAGCAGUCACAAACUUUUAACCAUAGGCUCCGACGAAGAACUCGUGCAUCGCUUAGAUGAAGUAUACUGCAAAACACAUAGCUCAGAAAUUAUUGACAUUUAUUGCAAAAUAUGCAAUACAACAACGUGCCGUCUCUGUUUUUCUACAUCCGAUCACUCCGGCCAUUCAGGAUGCGGCAUUUUGGAGGCAAGUAUAGAAUUAAAAGAAUUAAUUCAAACUGAAACGCAGGACUUAUCAAAUGAGUUGGAAUACAUUAAAAAAAGUUUGCAUGAAAUCGAAGAGGUAACCGACAGAUUUAACACAAACAUUGAAAAUAUAGAAAACAGUGUUCAAAAUAAAGAAGAAGAACUCAAAGUUAUAUUGAUGAAACAUUCUGAAAAAUUGAAAAAAGAAAUUGAAGAAAAAAAAUUUAGUUUCAACAAAGAAUUGGAAAAAGUAAAAAAAAGUCUGGAAGAUCAGAAAAUAAUUGUUGAAGAAUAUUCCAAAUAUUCUCAACUUUUGCUCUAUAAAGCCACACCUGAUAUACUAGUUUGUUCAGCUAAAGAAAUUCUCAGAAGAUUUAAAGAGCUUAGGAAAACGGCAUUUGCAGAGCUAUCUUAUGAGGUGGAACCCUCUUUUGUUCCAUCCAAAAUAGCCACUGAAGUUGUAUUGAACAGAAAAAUGAGUAUUUGUGGUGGUGUCCCGGCUGGAACGAUAAGAAACAAAAUUUUUUCCGAAGGAGCCAUAGAUGACAAUUUGAUUGGUUUUCUGGAAUUCAAAACAAAGUAUUCAAAAAAACGCCUGGCAUCGUUGACAAUGACAAAACAGCCAGUAGUAAUGCAGACAUUUACAUUUAAUGAUUACGCAAUUUGUAUGGCCCUCGUAGAAGACGACGACGAAGAUUAUUUGUGUUGCGCCACCUACUCAUCAGGAGAAAUUGUUAUAAAGGAAGCUAGAAACAUAGAAAACAGAAAAAUAGGUUGA